GUAAGCCAUUCCUGGUCUCUCUCCUCUAUUUCUACUCAUUCCUCGCCAUCUCUCUCUCAUCUUCUUCCCUUCGUUUUCAGAAUUCCAUAAUCAGCUGCACUUUCUUUUGCUCUUUCUGAACAUAAUAACUGGAUCUUGUUCUUCAUUGAUUUUCUCACAUAUACCAGCAUAAUAAAACUUCAAUCCUCUGUUCUUAGGAGUUAGAUUUUGUUUUCUUUCUUUAGAUUUCGAGCUGAUUUUGAUCAUUGAUUUUACGUGUUCAACUUUUCAUAUUCAUACCAUACGAAUUUAGGUUUGGAUUUUUGCGUCGAAAGGGUGUCGUUUUCAUCAUUCCUUUUCAAGUUUUUCUUUUUUUCAAACACGUUUCUGGGGUGAAUUUAGAUUUGUGGGUGUAUGCUAGUUAAUCUACGUCGUUGUUUCAAGUUGAUUGGAUCUUUGUGAGCUUUUGAGGGACUGAUCUUUGCGUUCACGAGCUUCCUCCACGCAGAUAUCUGGAUUUAAACAUGAAAACUGAAAGCGAGGAGAUGAUGAAUUCACAAGGCGGCCUAAGUGAAGAUGCUAGUAGUGGAGGAAGUGGUGGUGGUUUGGUACUGAAGAAAGGUCCUUGGACAUCUGCAGAGGAUGCAAUAUUAGUGGACUACGUAACAAAACACGGAGAGGGGAACUGGAAUGCUGUGCAGAAGCAUUCUGGGCUUGCUCGAUGUGGGAAAAGUUGCCGAUUGCGGUGGGCAAAUCACUUAAGACCAGAUCUAAAGAAAGGAGCAUUCACUCCUGAGGAAGAGAGCCUCAUUGUACAACUGCAUUCUAAAAUGGGGAACAAAUGGGCACGAAUGGCUGCUGAGGUCUGUAUGAUCAUCCUUCAUUUGAAUUUUUUUCUUGUUUCCAUCUUAGUACCAAGACUCUAUUCGGUACUCUGAAAACUCUAUAGAAAGGAAACAAGUUGGGAAGUAGAAUAGAACACUCCAAGGAAAGAGAACUUGUGAAAUAUAGAAGAUGAGCACAAACAUAAAUAAGUUAUUGUAGAUAUUGCAAACUCAUUUUUAUUUAUUUACUGAUUUAUGUCUAUGUAAAACGACUGAAAUAUAACUAUAUGUAAAAUUUUAAAACAAGUGAAUUGAUAAGAGUAUGUAAUUUUUCUUUGCAUUUUCCAAGGUAAUACUGAGCACAAGAGAACAACUUUCCUCAGCAUUUGUUACCACUUGCUAGCAUUUUCCAGCAUCUAAACGUACCCUAUAUUCCUUCCACAAGUUUAUUCUGCAGUUGGAAGCUUGUUCUGAUUUAUGUCUGGACUAUCCAUAAAUAUUGCUUUCAUAUACCUAACUAAACAUGCAAGCUUCAAGAAGUUUGGUAAAAAUUCAUGAUGCCAUUGAAUUUAUAAUACAUAUUUCCUGAGAGUUUUGGUUACAAAAGUUUUCAUGGAAAAUAAUACAAGGGCACAAAUGGACCCUUUCAGAAAGCUAUGUGUGUCAUAUCAUUAUUUAUUGGUUCUCUAUGCAAAGAAGCUGAGAUUAAUGCUCUGAUUUAUAAAGUUUUUUUUGUUCAUCUCUGAAUCAGAGUACCUUCUUUUGUGCCCACCUAGUUCUUUGUGCAUUGGGCAUUUAGUUUGCACUAGAAUAUCUUUUGGCACUUUGGUCUCACAUGAAAUCUAUGAACUUGACUUGAGGAUGUUGUGCUUGCCGAAUUACGUUAUGUCAUUAUUUUAGUUUUCUCUGUUAUAUUACCUCCUUCUGGAAGGAGGAUGGGUAUGGUGAAUUUUUUUCCCAAAGAUAAUUAUCCAUAUCAUAUAUUCAUUGGGAACUAAUCUACAAAGAUAUUUUUCAGUUGCCUGGGCGAACAGAUAACGAGAUAAAGAACUAUUGGAACACAAGACUGAAGAGAAGACAACGUGCCGGCUUGCCAAUAUACCCUCCUGACAUCCGUUUGAAUUCCUUCAAUGAGACCAAACAAAAUGAAGAUUUUGGCACCUUCUCGCAGCAUCCUGAACUUUUGCAGAACAACAGUUAUGAGAUCCCACCUGUCGAAUUCAGAAGUUUGGAACUGAAUCAUCACGCACUAUAUCCACAAGAUCUCCUUGACAUUCCUGCAAGUAGUACCCUUCUGCCACAAGGUGGUCUUGGUUCUUGUUUUGUAAACAACAGGUCGUUUCUUUCUGCUAUUCACCCUUCAAAGCGUAUACGUGGUUCCGGAACCUUCUUCCCUGGUUUAAGUGAUAUUCCAUAUCAGAGUGAUGAGAAUACUUAUACACAGAUGGGACAAUCUUACUGUGGGUUUUCGUAUCCAUAUGAUCAGACUAUGGAAUCUGGUCAACCAUCGUUAUUCUCGGAUUUGAUUCAUGGCAGCCAUGCCUUUAUAAAUGGCAACUCCUCUCCUUCAGACCCCACGUGUGGAAAGAAGAUGGAGCUCCCUUCAUUCCAAAAUCAGAUGGGUAGUUGGGGAUUUCCUUCCUCAUCCCCUCUUCCAUCUCUACAAUCUGUUGAUACUAUAGUUCAGUCACCUCCAAGAGCUGCUGAACAGCAGCCUGAUGGUAACAGUGGCCUACUUGAUGCUGUUCUUUUAGGGUCACAAUCUUUGAAGCAUACAAAGAAUGAUUCUUCGUCCUCUGGUGGUUUCUUGAUUAUGCCAGGUGACUUGGUGGAUGAUAGUUCAUGUCCGGACCUUGACGACCCAGAGAUGGAAAGAAAUGGUGACCCGAUUUCUCCUCUCAGUCAUUCUGCUACAUCAAUUUUUAGCGGAAAAAGUACAUCAGAUGAGCCUCAGUCAGUCGAAAAGAAGUCAGGUGAGAAUAGUCACCUAACUAGUUAAUUUUUAGAAAUGACACCUUUAACACUGAAACAUGAUAGGAUAUAAUGAUAUAGCAGGAGUUAAGUGUUCUAAACUGACUCUUUUUCAUUGUUUUUAUUAUAACAUUAAAAGCUUUUCCCCGGGGGGAUUGGAGCAAAUGUUAAUAUUUACUUCUCAAGGGGUGUAUUGUUAUUUGAAAAAACAGAGGGGCCACUUUUUACUUAAUCAAAUCUAUGUGGAGGUAGAUAGAAAUAGCCCUCCAUCUUUAGUUAUUCUAUUCAAUUCCUAACCAUCUAUUUUCUCAUAAUUACGCGAACUUCUGAAAUUAUUGUCAUUGUGUAGGUGAUGUAGUUAAGCAAGUGCAUUAUAAAAAUGAAGCAUCAAACCAUAAGAUGUUCUCUAGGCCGGACUUCUUGCUUAAUUCGGAUUGUUUCAUUGUGAAGGCGGACCACGGUAAGGACCACUGUAAAUUUAAAGACGUGUUUGGAACGGGCCUGUUUGAUGACUUUAGCAAGAACUGCAAGAAAAUGGGAGGCUCGGCUACUUCCACGGGUCAAGGCUAUGCUUGGGAUGCCAUGUCCACUGUCUGAUCAAUUUCUUGGAUUUCUAUGAACGAAAACUUAUAGUCUAGAAAUUGUUUGGCAGGGAAAAUAUUUUGAUAUAUUGAUCAAACAACACACAGGUUCUCUCCCACGUAAAUUUACCACCAGAUUAUUAUAACCUGAUAGCAGCCUUUUCCUUCACAUGUGUUUGUAUUUUGUUUUUGAAACAAUAUCCUUUCAUGCAUGAAACAACAGAGGUACUAGCAGUUCCUUGCCAUUGACACUUGAACCAUAAACGAGCACAAUCUUCAAAAUAAUAGUGUGCUUAUUAUGAUUUGUUUCCUUGAAUUUAUGCAUCUCGGUUUU
Messenger RNA from Cuscuta europaea, 3689 nucleotides. NCBI's taxonomy places the organism in Eukaryota, Viridiplantae, Streptophyta, Magnoliopsida, Solanales, Convolvulaceae. The record is from the annotation of a GenBank genome assembly.